Schistosoma bovis is the source of this 5361-nucleotide messenger RNA. The record is from the annotation of a GenBank genome assembly. NCBI's taxonomy places the organism in Eukaryota, Metazoa, Platyhelminthes, Trematoda, Strigeidida, Schistosomatidae.
CGUAAUGUCUUCCAGAGUCCCGGGAAUUUGAGUCAAGGUCAUUAAUAUUACGUCUUCAUUCUUUCGCUUUAUAGGUAUGAUUGUAGGUUGCCCUUUUUCCGUAAGUACUUUCGUGUACUUCGAAUAGCAGCACAAGUUACUACUUACCACUCCUUCAAUGCGUAGCAUUCUAAUCCUGCACGUUUCUUUUAUUCAUCCUAUUUAGAUAUAAUUGUAGCUGAUCGGACUGCUGUUGCUCAACGAUAGUACUUCUUUUAGGGUUCAUUAAAAAGUCUUGUGAAAGUAGAAUAAAAUUCGAACUGUCGCUGGCCGUACGCUAUACUAUUCGUGUGUUUUUCGUCCGUAAUACUUUUGAACACUGAACACAUCUAUUUCACAGAAUACCUGAAGAAAAAUGAGCGUGCUUCUGUUUAUCCCAAAUAUACUUGGUACGAAACGUUCAUCUAUGUCACUUUUUAUGUGGUAAAUUUUUUUGCGUACUUGGAAUACUAUAAGAAGUAAUAUUUUAUCAGAUCUUCAUUGCCUACAUUUUCUUUUUAUAUUUCUAUUUUAUAUGUGUACCAUUGCAUUUCGUGGGUGGUAGUUACUGCUUUUAUAUGUGGUCUAGAUGUUUGUUAUAGAACUAAUACGAAUUUUCAUAUAGUUUCCAACGUCCGAUCUGCUAAAUGCUAGUAGUUUUCUCAUUCUUCACUUAGUUCCUAUUAUAGUAUAAGCUGCUUGCCUUCACACUAUAGAUUUUUCGGGUAAAUAUCUUUGCCGGCAUUUUGAGUCCGAGUUGUUCACUGGCAGAUUAUUCUUUCACCCUUAUUUCAUCGACACGUGGAUUGGGUCUUCACGAGCGGAUUGAAAUGUGCUAGUAAUCUUUCGGUACAUCAAUACACGCGAAACAUACAAGCUAAUGAUCCAUAGUUUUGAAUUUUUGCCGCGUUUUGCUUUGUAAUAAUCAUCAGGAGUCUUUCUUUUUUUGUUGUUUUGUUACCACAGCAUAGGAACCUAGAAAAUACGUUAGAUAGGAAGCAUUGUGUUUAUAGUCUUUUAAGUGUUUUUGGAAACGUUUCACCAGAGUUCUCAAGCGUCACUCUAACCUAUAUCAAAUUGGACAGUUUUUUUUCAAAAAUAGCCACAAAAAAGCAGCCAGGUUUCAUGUAACCUGCUUGUCUCAACACUGAACUACAUGUAGGCAGAUUGAUGGUGUUAGAGGAACUGUCAUCGCCAUCUCAUAUUUUCACUCUAGAGAUCUUGGUGGCUAACAUUUGUGUUAUACUUGAUUGCAACAUAUAUCCAAAAGAAAUAUAAUAAAACAUAGGUUCAGUUAUUUUUCGUAAUGAGUAGUCCUUGAACACCUACUCUGAUUGCAUGCUUUUAGGCAUUUACUAUUGUUAUUAUGAGUCUUAUCUCUAAUGUAGUUUUGACAAAGAAAUCUUUUGGAAAUUGCCAAAAACUAAUGAUUCGAAUAGUCUUAUGGCGAGUGAACGGUUCAGUGAUGAAAUCUCUUAAAAUAUUGCAUUCAAGGAGUCGUAUCAUAGUAAAUAUAUGUAUUUCUUUGCAAUAAUCUAUACCUUUUUGUGAUUAGAAUCGCAAACUUAUUUUGGAAACAGAUAUAUAUGAAUAAGGUAAACAGGCAGAUUUGACAAGUGCUUUGAAUGUUUUCCAGAGCUUUUAGCAAGAAGACUACUUAUAGGAUCCAAAUGGUCGUGACAUGAAAGGACGUAGUGCGGCUGGUAAUAUCUAAGCCCGCAUAGGUUAUUCUAGCCUUUGAACAGACCAAUCUAUUCAUUCUUCUUAAGCCGCAUUUCUACCCUGUCACCUAUUCGCUCAUUAACUCUGACUGUUUUUUAUAUGAUUGCAUAUGUGUCAAUUACUUACCCUAUUCAUUACGAACUUACUUAAUUACGCUUGUUACUCCUUGUGGAGGAGCGUAGGCCGCACACAAGCAUUCUCCAUCAAACACUGUUUUGAGAAACUUAUUUUUGCUUGACUGUAAGUAUCGAUUCACGUUUUGUUGAAUCGAGUGGGCUCACAUGCCUUCUCCGAUUCGUUCCGCUUCGCUCUCUCCUCUCCGCCUUCGCUUUGUUUUUUCUGAUCGUCUGUCUGGAUCGACGAGCGUAUAAAGUAUACGUGUUCAAAAUCUAUUUUCGUAUUUCAAUUAUUUAUUUAGGUCAUUUACUAACGCAAUGUAAGUCAAUAAAAAUAUACGAGGGUGGCCGGGAUGUAUUGUAGGGGCUGGUCCUAUGUUACGGCCACAUAACUUAUUCUAGAAUUCGAACAAACCAAUUUAUUCAUUCAUGUUGAAUCACAGUUUGACCUUGUUAGUUAUUUGCUUGUCAACCUUGACUUUCUAUAUAAGUUUGUGUGCAUUUCUUAUCUUACUCAUCAAAUAUCUGCAACUUAUUUUCGAACUAUAAAUAUUGAGUCACGUGUGAUAAAAACGAGUUGGGUCACUCGCCUUUUCCAUUGCACGUCAUUUUGUUUUGUUUCGCUUUCCGAUGAACGAUUGUACGAAAUAUACGUUUCCAAAAAUCUAUUCUCGUAUUUGACUUAUUUGAUUCCGCUAUUCAUCAACGUGAUUUAAGUCGAUAAUUAUAUUCGAGGAUUGAAGAUAUGUAUAAGUGGAUAUUAAGCAGUGAGCGUUCUACCUGGAGUCAUGUCGGGCCAAGAAAGUACAUUUUGAUUAAAGUCGUCCAUAUGAUGGAACUGGAGACAAAUACAAUGCCACAAAAGGAUGGCCGAGACUGUGGAUCAGGCAAAACCAAACUUCGAUAUAAUAAGGAUAUGAGAUCAAAACAUGACCGUUAUUUUCGAUGCCUCACUAUCACUUUAUUGGUUGAUAGAUAAAAGGGCAUCCAUUUUAUUAAAUCAUAAUCUGAUCAUAUCCACCUUCCACAAGUCACCUUCGAAUAAUCGAGAUCGACAUACGUUCUACUAUUAUAGUGGUUGAAUGUUGGUUGUUUUGUCUUCCGGCAUCUGUAGGCUUUCGUCAACGACUCUGUGUUGUGGGCAAAUGGCCAUAUAUUAUUGCAUACUAUAAACCGACGAUUGAUUUUCGCCUAAUAAUUAAAGAAUCCCUAAGUACUUGCUAAUUGCAAGGAGUGAAAUCCUAAUCUCCAACAAUAUAGUAAUUCAUGCUACCUGUCGUAUUUACUGUAGAACGUAGUCCGAACGUGUCGUCCUGCAUUAGGAUAAUGGGAAGAAAUUAACAUGAUGUGGAACUUUUAGGAAAAUAAUCUCAAAUGCAAUUAAGAUGUAAACAUAGGAAGUAUAGUUCUCAGUCAACAAGUGAAAUCAUAUGAUACAAAGUGUAGAAUAAUAAUAAAUUCAAUAUCUAGGUUUGACAAAGAUGAAACGUGGAUAGAAUCGCAGCAAAAACUAGGAGUACUUAUCCAGAUACCUUCCACAGGUUAUUUGUUCGUAAUAAGGAAGGACUAAAACUUGCUGAUGCUCAGGUUAAACUGGAAAUUUUAUUCUGAAUCCCAACAAUUACUGUGUUGAAUUACUUCGACUAGCCAUUAAGAAAGAUAAACUCAUGCCGUCUUACUUGAUUAUUUACUCAGUUCAGUUAAUCAAUCGCAAUCACCGUUUAUAUAUAUAUAUAUAUAUAUAUAUAUAUAUAUAUAUAUAUAUUGCUUCAAUAAUUCUUCGUUGUGUCUUAAGUAAUUUGAAGUUUGUAGAAAUAUUCAACAUUUCACAAUUCUACAGUUUACUUUUGUUCACUAAUUCUUUAUGAGGGAAGAAUAUCAAAUGAACGACAUAGCUGUCGUGGACUUUUACCAUUGUUUAAAGGUAUAUUUGGUACUGUUGUAGAAAUCGUUUAAAUUAUUCCAUGACGCGAUGACAUUCAGUGUGUUAAACGAAUAUUUGACUGGGAGUGGAAAAGUUUGAGUUGUAUUUUUUGCUUGUAAAUAAAAAAGAAAUAUAGAAAAAGUAGGACAUAUCUUAUGGUGUUAAUUUGAUCUGAUUUUUGAAGGUUACAUACGAAUCGUACUUCUGUUUCAAGCAUGUUAUUUUAUGAAAACUAAUUGUGAGCUAACUCUUCUAACGUACAUCAUUUCGUGUCUAUUGGAUGCGGUAGAUGGUUGUGCUGCACGCGCGCUAAACCAAAGUACGAAAUUCGGUGCUAUGUUGGACAUGAUUGUUGACCGAUGCUCGACAAUGUGUUUAUUGGCUUGUCUUACCUAUUUUUAUCCAUCAUACAUGCUUUUUUUUCAAUUCAGUAUGAUUGUGGACAUAGCUAGCCAUUGGUUACAUUUACACAGUUCUGUUUUAUCGGGAAAAUCAAGUCAUAAAUUUAUAGAUCUUAAAGCAAAUCGAUUUCUCAAAUUGUACUAUACAAAUAGGGUCAUUCUUUUCUUGAUGUGUGCAGGAAAUGAGCUUUUCUAUACAACGCUCUAUAUAUACCAUUUCUAUACUGGACCAAAAAUAUUUGCUUCGGGAUUAUGGGGCAUAGUGAUUUGUUUAACAGCACCAAUUGCAUUUCUGAAAAUGUUGAUUAGCCUCAUUCAGCUUCAUGCAGCUUGUAUGAAUAUGGUUUCACUGGAUGAACUAGAAAGAUCUCAGAAUAAAGCAGAUUAGUUACGUCUGCUGUUGUUAAUUCGAAAGAACGAGGUAUAUAUGUAUGACUAAAUAAAUACUAUUCCAGUUAAUAUAUGUCUAUAACAUUCCGUGUUUGAACUAACCUGAGUAAUUUUUAAGUACAUUAUUUCGUGUUGUAAGUCCCCUUGUAAUGUUUUUAUGAAUACUAAAAAGAUAACAAAUUUGUGAAACUGGUUCGAUGUUAAACUACUUUGCAUCCUCAAACUCACUCAUACUUUCAAUCAAUAUUACAGAAUUGCUUAUUUUCCCCUCGUAUAUUUGCUCUUACUGUUUGCUUGUUAUUUGCGUUGUUUUUAUUUUUGCAUUUCCUAUUUAUCUAUCAUCAGGUUAAUUCUAUUUUCUCUAAACUUUUGAACACAUUAAUUAUACUAUUAUUUGUAAUGUAUUACACAUGUCAUACCUAAUUUCAGUUAUGAAUUUUAUUAUUCACAUAAUGUUGUGUAGUUUACAAGUUUUCUAUCUCAACAAGUGCUUUACGUUGUAUUUAAUUUUAUUGUCCGUGAUAUAUUACAGCCUAAUAUUCUAUGUUUUUUUACCAUAGUUUUCAAGACGUUAGUAUUAAAACUAAUCUAACUGGACUGGACAAAAUGGCAUACUCCACUGGUAGGUUUCGUGCUGAACAGUCAAAGCGUACAGAUUACAUUUGUUGAUAGUAAUAUAAGAUGAUCAAAAUAAUUCAGCGUGAACUCUGAUCCCUGACUGAAAAUAAUCCAUUUAUCCUAGUAUGGGACAAAACAGCCGUCCAGUGCUUCCAGGGUUCCAAUGGUGGUC